GGGGAGAAACAGGGAGGGGCAGUCUACAGAGAGAGAGUGUUAGGGAGGGAGAGGGCGAGACUUGUUUAGUGAUGAAAGCCAAUAGAAAGUCUGCUGGGUGAUAAUAUCCACAUGCGGGAGAUGGAGAGGAGCCAGAACACAGAGACACAGAGAGAGAGAGACCCUAACCACAGGAACUCAGGCUGUCCAUGGGCAUCCAUGCAGCUACCUCACCAGGACCCCGAAGAGAGUCGCAGACUGACCAGUGUAGAGACCAGCUAACAAACCACCAAAAACCUCAGCAUAGAAACCAUGAUCUGACAGAAGAGCUGAAAAACUUUCAAACUGACCCCCAAAACCGAGGAGCCAACCAAUGAGUGACCAACGAAUAGACCACCUCAACCCCUGACCUCUGUCUCUACUGGAAUACUUACCUAACCCAACGCAGAGACAGACUGGGACACAGAGAGAGAGAGAGGACGCUUUGGACACCUGAAACAAGAGGAUGUACAGACAGUUUGUUCUGUCAAUCCUGCUUGCAGGCGUCCUUUGGCUGGUGGGCGGAGACACCCGCAAGACCCGCCUCCAAGGCUCUAUCCCCAACCCUUUCAAAGGGAACGGCAACACCUCUGACAAACGCACCCGCAAACAGGAAAUACUUGCCUCCAGCCAGGAAGCUCUGGUCGUCACAGAGAGGAAGUACCUGAAGAGUGACUGGUGCAAGACCCAGCCGCUGCGUCAGACGGUGAGCGAGGAAGGCUGUCUCAGUCGUACCGUCAUCAACAGGUUCUGCUACGGACAGUGUAACUCCUUCUAUAUCCCACGACACGUUAAGACGGAGCAGGAGUCUUUCCGGUCCUGUGCUUUCUGCCGGCCGCAUCGUUUCACCACGCUGACCGUAGAAAUGGACUGUCCUGACCUCCAGCCGCCCUUCAGGCACCGCAAGAUCCAGAGAGUCAAACAGUGUCGCUGUAUAUCGGUCUCCGUCGGUGACUCUGGGAAGCGGUGAUACUCGUCUCUCUUUUUUUAUCAUCUUGGACAAUCCCUAGAUACUGUACAGAUAUUCCGCUCACCUCACAGGAGACAGUUUGUACAAGACUCGAGUACAUGGAGGGUGAGGACAUGCAUUUUUACUGACGGCACAUAGAAUGAAUACAUAAAAGCUGAAGGGGCCCACUCUCUUUAGAAGACCUGAGCAUGACAGACAUUUCUAUGGAGCAGCUCUGUGUUGAUCAUACCAAGCACUCUAUAUGAGACAAACGGACAUUUCUACAACCCAGGCUGAAUCAACCCAUACACUCUGUAGUUCAAAGAUGGUGGAUAAAUUAAGAUAUCUUACUCAGGCGGGUUUACCGUUAAAAACAAAAAAUGGUCACAAUUCCAGACUGCUUAAGGAAGUGUCUUUCCAAUAGACAACAAUGCAAUAGCAGCUGGGUCUGGUCUACUUAGUUCAUUGACUGUAUAUGAACCCGGGGGAAAAAAGCAGAGUGAGACAUCUCACUUCCUGUACCGUCUCUGCAGAAGCAGACUUACCUGGACCACAGGUCUCCUCAGCCUGUCGGAGAGGGGGGGGUUGUAUUCAAAUGGAAGAAAACUGACUGAAACAAAAAGAGACUUGUCUAAUACAAAAUGCUAAUUUUCAACUACAAAAUGUGUUUCUAAUGUGUACCCUAAUAGAUAUGACCUUAUUCCAGAGGGACUCUGGUAGAGAGGGUGUUGGAGAGACUGACUGGGUUAGUAGAAGGUCCUACUGUAACAACAGCUGACCUUAUUCCAGAGGGACUCUGGUAGAGAGGGUGUUGGAGAGACUGACUGGGUUAGUAGAAGGUCCUACUGCAGAAACAGCUGACCUGGGGUUUCACAGAGGGUAGGAGGUUGUUGAAUAGAGACUGACUGGGUUAGUAGAAGGUCCUACUGCAGAAACAGCUGACCUGGGGUUUCAGAGGGUAGGAGGUUGUUGAAUAGAGACUGACUGGGUUAGUAGAAGGUCCUACUGCAGAAACAGCUGACCUGGGGUUUCACAGAGGGUAGGAGGUUGUUGAAUAGAGACUGACUGGGUUAGUAGUAGGUCCUACUGCAGCAACAGCCGACCUGGGGUUUCACAGAGGGUAGGAGGUUGUUGAAUAGAGACUGACUGGGUUAGUAGUAGGUCCUACUGCAGCAACAGCCGACCUGGGGUUUCACAGAGGGUAGGAGGUUGUUGAAUAGAGACUGACUGGGUUAGUAGUAGGUCCUACUGCAGCAACAGCCGACCUGGGGUUUCACAGAGGGUAGGAGGUUGUUGAAUAGAGACUGACUGGGUUAGUAGAAGGUCCUACUGCAGAAACAGCUGACCUGGGGUUUCAGAGGGUAGGAGGUUGUUGAAUAGAGACUGACUGGGUUAGUAGAAGGUCCUACUGCAGCAACAGCUGACCUGGGGGUUUCAGAGGGUAGGAGGGUGUUGAAUAGAGACUGACUGGGCUAGUAGAAGGUCCUACUGCAGAAACAGCCGACCUGGGGUUUCACAGAGGGUAGGAGGUUGUUGAAUAGAGACUGACUGGGUUAGUAGAAGGUCCUACUGCAGAAACAGCUGACCUGGGGUUUCAGAGGGUAGGAGGUUGUUGAAUAGAGACUGACUGGGCUAGUAGAAGGUCCUACUGCAGAAACAGCUGACCUGGGGUUUCACAGAGGGUAGGAGGUUGUUGAAUAGAGACUGACUGGGUUAGUAGUAGGUCCUACUGCAGAAACAGCUGACCUGGGGGUUUCAGAGGGUAGGAGGGUGUUGAAUAGAGACUGACUGGGUUAGUAGUAGGUCCUACUGCAGCAACAGCCGACCUGGGGGUUUCACAGAGGGUAGGAGGGUGUUGAAUAGAGACUGACUGGGUUAGUAGUAGGUCCUACUGCAGAAACAGCUGACCUGGGGUUUCAGAGGGUAGGAGGGUGUUGAAUAGAGACUGACUGGGUUAGUAGAAGGUCCUACUGCAGCAACAGCCGACCUGGGGUUUCACAGAGGGUAGGAGGUUGUUGGAGAGACUGACUGGGUUAGUAGUAGGUCCUACUGCAGAAACAGCUGACCUGGGGUUUCACAGAGGGUAGGAGGGUGUUGAAUAGAGACUGACUGGGUUAGUAGAAGGUCCUACUGCAGAAACAGCUGACCUGGGGUUUCAGAGGGUAGGAGGUUGUUGAAUAGAGACUGACUGGGUUAGUAGUAGGUCCUACUGCAGAAACAGCUGACCUGGGGUUUCAGAGGGUAGGAGGUUGUUGAAUAGAGACUGACUGGGUUAGUAGUAGGUCCUACUGCAGAAACAGCUGACCUGGGGGUUUCAGAGGGUAGGAGGGUGUUGAAUAGAGACUGACUGGGUUAGUAGUAGGUCCUACUGCAGAAACAGCCGACCUGGGGUUUCACAGAGGGUAGGAGGUUGUUGGAGAGACUGACUGGGUUAGUAGUAGGUCCUACUGCAGAAACAGCCGACCUGGGGUUUCACAGAGGGUAGGAGGUUGUUGAAUAGAGACUGACUGGGUUAGUAGUAGGUCCUACUGCAGAAACAGCUGACCUGGGGUUUCACAGAGGGUAGGAGGGUGUUGAAUAGAGACUGACUGGGUUAGUAGUAGGUCCUACUGCAGAAACAGCUGACCUGGGGGUUUCAGAGGGUAGGAGGGUGUUGAAUAGAGACUGACUGGGCUAGUAGAAGGUCCUACUGCAGAAACAGCCGACCUGGGGUUUCACAGAGGGUAGGAGGUUGUUGAAUAGAGACUGACUGGGUUAGUAGUAGGUCCUACUGCAGAAACAGCUGACCUGGGGUUUCACAGAGGGUAGGAGGGUGUUGAAUAGAGACUGACUGGGUUAGUAGUAGGUCCUACUGCAGCAACAGCCGACCUGGGGUUUCACAGGCAAUAUAUCAUUAUGUACAAAUAAAUAUCACAUUAUUAGAUUUAGAGAGAUUAUAUCAAUACAAUGUUACAUUAUAAUGGCAUUUAUAUUUACAUAAAUGAAUAAAUUAUAUCCUAAAUCUG
Oncorhynchus mykiss (rainbow trout) is the source of this 3972-nucleotide messenger RNA. Lineage: Eukaryota; Metazoa; Chordata; Actinopteri; Salmoniformes; Salmonidae. The record is from RefSeq and is a predicted model, not a curated record.